Molecule: messenger RNA, 5487 nt
Organism: Athene cunicularia (burrowing owl)
Lineage: Eukaryota; Metazoa; Chordata; Aves; Strigiformes; Strigidae
Gene: WDR59
Product: WD repeat domain 59
Exons: 26
Coding region: 1151-4066 (971 amino acids)
Molecular function (GO): protein binding
Source: RefSeq, a predicted model, not a curated record
UGGAACAGCAAAAGUGGUGAAGCUCGGCUUUGUUGGGGUAUAGAUGUAGGCCUGGCUACAAAGCAGGCAUAGCUCUUUGCCAUGUGGACUUUUGGUCUCUAGUGAAGAAUGAGACUGUGAUGCUGGUUUUCCCUUAGCUGGGGUACUUCCAAGCAGUGGAUGGGCCCUUGGUUGAAAAAAUUAGGGUUUUGUGAUAGUUAUUCUCCUGUCAAAUUUGACUGAAAUGGAGUGGCAUUGCCAUAUUGUCUGUCUGGGUUUGGUGAUGCUUAUAAGUAGUAGCUGUGGGACAUCCUGAAGUUGUUACAUCUGUGCUGAGCAGGAUCCUAAACAGCAGUAGAGACAUCCUGAGCCUUCAGAGAGGUAGCUUUGAAGAUGACAGCAGUUAGUUUGAAGAAUAUGGGGCAUAUUCUGAUUUUGUACUCUGAAUGCUAAAAACUGCAUUGAAGUCGUAUUUAUGUUUAUGGGUCGAACUCUUCAGCUUUAUUGUCUUGGCAGUUACAUGGAAUGAUCAGCCAAUUCCAUUCUGAAUGAAAAGAGGGGGAGACAAUGUUCAAACAGUCUUCUUUCUUUUGUCUUCUUAUGGCAUUUAAGUUACCUCUUAGCCUUCUUUACAAGCAUUGCCAAAGUAAAUUCUGAUGCCUCUUAGCCAUCUCAUUUUUGGAGACCAGCCAUACACAAAUGGUUACACUUCUAUCUCCCUGUACACAUAUAAUUAAAUCUGGCCCUGCAAUGAGAAAGCUCCUGAGCAGGAGAAGAGGCUGAUUAAUACGGAUUAUUAGAAAUUGCUGACUGAAAGGCUGCAACUGUGAUUGCCAUAGCAGGGAGAAGGGAGCAAGGUCUCAGUGCCUGUAAUGGUGUCUGCUAGGUCUUGUCUUCAGUUUACUCCAAGAAAGAUGUUUUCUGUGCACUAUCCUGCAUCCCAAAAUCAACUUCUAUACCCUGUCACCCAUCUGUGCUUCUUCAAGGGGAUGUUACUUCUGCCAUCCCUGACAGAAAUCAGCCUUGACUCUUUAUCAUAGCAGUUUAUUCCUUGAAGAUGAGCUGGCAGGUUUUCCUGAACUCCUCCCCAAAACUGUGUGUUUGACUGAGAAGCUGACCUGGCAGGUAUAAUUUAGCUUUGUUCUCUCUUUCUUGUUAACAGGCGACGGCGAUGUCGGUGGAUUGCCUGGGACAGCGUGCAGUACUCUCAGGCCGCCGUUUCCUCUACAUAGUCAACCUGGAUGCACCAAAUGAGGGUCAUCGAAAGAUCUCCCGGCAGAGCAAGUGGGACAUUGGGGCAGUGCAGUGGAACCCACACGACAGCUACGCGUACUACUUUGCAGCUUCGAGCAAUCAGCGAGUUGACCUGUAUAAAUGGAAGGAAGGUAAUGGUGAAGUUUGCACAUCACUGCAAGGACACACGCGUGUGAUCAGUGACUUGGACUGGGCAGUGUUUGAGCCAGACCUGCUGGUCACCAGUUCUGUGGACACAUACAUCUACAUCUGGGACAUCAAAGACACUAGGAAGCCUACAGUCUCCCUCUCUGCAGUUGCUGGAGCUUCCCAGGUGAAAUGGAACAAGAAAAAUGCCAACUGUUUAGCAACAAGCCAUGACGGGGAUGUCCGAAUAUGGGACAAAAGGAAACCCAGCACUGCAGUAGAGUACUUGGCAGCUCAUCUCUCUAAAAUCCACGGUCUGGAUUGGCAUCCUGACAAUGAGUAUACACUGGCCACUUCCAGCCAGGACAACUCUGUCAGGUUCUGGGAUUACCGUCAGCCUCGGAAAUACCUCAAUAUCCUUCCCUGCCAGGUUCCCGUCUGGAAAGCAAGAUACACACCUUUCAGCAAUGGACUGGUGACAGUGAUGGUCCCCCAACUCCGUCGGGAGAACAGUCUCCUUCUCUGGAAUGUCUUUGACUUGAACACGCCUGUUCACACUUUCGUGGGACAUGAUGAUGUGGUGCUGGAGUUUCAGUGGAGAAAGCAGAAAGAAGGUUCUAAAGACUACCAGCUGGUUACGUGGUCCCGUGAUCAGACCCUGCGGAUGUGGCGGAUUGACUCUCAGCUGCAGAGGCUUUGUGCUAAUGAUAUCCUGGAUGGAGUUGAGGACCUCAUCGAUGGGAUUUCUCAUCUGCCAGAGCCAGACAAGACCCUUCAUCCCCAGGAUUCAGAGCCCCAGCAUAAUUCUGGACAUGGGGAUGAGGAAGCCUUAAAAGAAGAUUUCCUGAAUGACCCCCUGGUGGGAAAGAAAACAGACCAACUGGGGCUGCCUCAAACACUGCAGCAGGAGUUUUCACUGAUCAACGUGCAGAUCCGAAAUGUCAAUGUCGAGAUGGAUGCGGUGAGCCGUAGCUGUACGGUGUCAGUGCACUGCGGCAACCACAGAGUCAGGAUGCUGGUGAUGUUCCCUGUCCAGUACCCCAAUAAUGCUGCACCGUCCUUCCAGUUCAUCAACCCAACCUCAAUCACUGCCUCCAUGAAAGCAAAGCUGCUGAAGAUAUUGAAAGACACUUCUCUGCAGAAAGUGAAGCGGAACCAGAGCUGCCUGGAGCCCUGCCUGCGUCAGCUGGUCUCCUGGCUGGAGUCUGUUGUGAACCAAGAGGACAGCACGUCCAGCAAUCCCUACGCUUUGUCAAACUCCGUAACACCCCCCUUGCCCACGUUCGCCCGGGUCUCCAAUGCCUAUGGCUCCUACCAGGACUCUAACAUCCCUUUUCCACGGACCUCUGGAGCCAGGUUCUGUGGUGCAGGGUACCUGGUAUAUUUCACAAGACCCAUGACCAUGCACCGUGCAGUGUCCCCGACGGAGCCCACACCCAGGUCCCUGUCAGCUUUAUCAGCAUACCACAGUGGCCUCAUUACUCCAAUGAAGAUCCGCACGGAGACUCCAGGCAAUCUGCGUUUGUACAGUGGGAGUCCGACACGCAGCGAGAAGGAGCAGGUCUCCAUUAGCUCCUUUUACUACAAAGAGAGGAUGUCUCCUCGCUCUGCCCGGCGACGUUGGUCCAUACAAGCAAUUAACGACUUCCCGAAAUCAAGGAGGUGGAAAAGCAAACGAGAAGGGACAGAUGCCAACAACCGACCCAUCAAAGCUGCUGGGAAAGUUAUUAUCCAAGAUAUUUCCUGCUUGCUGCCUGUCCACAAGCUGCUGGGAGAGCUCUACAUACUGAAUGUGAAUAAUAUCCAGGAAACUUGCCAGAAGAAUGCUGCCUCAGCCUUGGCUGUGGGACGGAGGGAUCUUGUACAGGUUUGGUCACUGGCCAUGGUAGCCACCGAUCUCUGCCUUGGACCAAAGUCUGACCCAGAUUUGGAGAUACCUUGGGCACAACAUCCAUUUGGACGUCAAUUACUGGAGUCCUUGCUGGCUCAUUACUCGCAGCUCCAUGAUGUGCAGACCCUGGCUAUGCUGUGCAGUGUGUUUGAAGCCCAAUCCAGGCUACAGGGGUGCCCAAACUCCUAUGGCCCCUUUCCUCAGCGUGCCUCCAACUUGGCCUCCCACAGCCGAUACCCCAGCUUUACUUCCUCUGGCUCCUGUUCCAGCAUGUCAGAUCCUGGACUUGGCACCGGAGGCUGGAGCAUAGCGAACAAAGAUGCAGAGCAGGCCUCCACUCCCUGGUGUGAGUCUUCUCCAGAUGACUUCCGCUACGGAAACCUAAUGUAUCCCGAUCAUCGGGAGCGUGAGAAAGACCAGCAUGAGAAAAACAAAAGGCUCCUGGAUCCUGCCAACACUCAGCAAUUUGAUGAUUUUAAGAAGUGCUAUGGGGAAAUCCUUUAUCGCUGGGGCCUGCGUGAGAAGCGGGCUGAGGUUCUGAAGUUUGUCUCUUGUCCUCCUGAUCCCCACAAAGGCAUUGAGUUCGGUGUGUACUGCAGCCACUGCCGCAGCGAGGUGCGUGGUACCCAGUGUGCCAUCUGCAAGGGCUUCACCUUCCAGUGUGCCAUCUGCCAUGUGGCAGUGCGGGGCUCCUCUAAUUUCUGCCUGACUUGCGGACAUGGAGGCCACACCAGCCAUAUGAUGGAGUGGUUUCGCACCCAGGAGGUGUGUCCCACGGGCUGUGGAUGCCACUGCCUGCUCGAGAGCACCUUCUGAGCAGUGCUGACAGCAGGGCGCCUGCAAACUGGAUUUAAUAUUUAAUUCCCAAGCCAUGUUGAAUCAGUGCUGCUCCACAGUGUCUGGAGGAGACGCCACAGGGAGCUGAAGCAGAAUGUCCCGGCGGUGCACUGCAGUGAUGUUUACAAGUGCUUCCAGUAUUCCUACACUUCCCAGGUUACUUUCAGACUGAUUUGACCAAACUCCCUGUGUCCAUUGCUGGCAAUGGAUGCCAGACUGGAAAAAUUGUUCUCUCCUGCAGAAGGGUGUGUGAAUAUUGGCUACUCUCCAUUGGGAUGAGGUGGUUUUAAAAAGCUCCUUUGGAAAGGGCUCACCUGGUAGAGUUGGAUUUCCAGCUACAUAGUGUCUUUCCAGAUGCCUCCUGACAGGGGCUCAAAGUGAGAAAAGUAGUUCUUUGCACAGUUAAAGCAGAACUAAUUCACAAGCAACAGUGAGCUCUAAAAGCGACCUGUAAACUGUGCUCGAAGAGUAAAUACUCCAUGGGACUGCGCUCAGAGUUACUUUUGGAAGCAACAGGGUCCUGAUUUGAAUGGCUGUUUAGAUUUCCCCAUAAGAGAAUGAAACUGCAUUUUUUCCAGGAUUAUUUCCUGCACCGCUUCCUACUCCCUGGUCCGUACCCAUGGCUGGUGUGCAAAGCCCAGCCCUGCGCCCAGGCUCCCUGGGACGAGUUCCUUUCUUCCUGCAGGCCCAGUACCAUUACUCUGAAGGUGUCUCCGUCUCCUGCUCUGACUGGGUGAUACAAUGCACUUUAACUUGACUGUCCUUGCCUUGUCAGCGUGUCCCGGUGACUGGGAAGGGCAUCUUUGGGAUCCACACGGUGUUUCCAUGGACAGUGGCACCUGAGGGCGUUUCAAAAAGCCUUUGCUUCCUUACUGGGAUUGCCUGUUUUCUCCAGGCUCUGUGGGGGGAAAUCAUUUAAUAAUUUGAGAUUUGCUGCCGAUGUGCUUGAGAGAUGAGGCUCUCGAGCCUGAGAGGCAGCAAUUUCUAGGGGAAAAAGGGGUUUGGAAGGGUGGUGGGAUUCACGGAGGCAAAAGGUUUGUGCCUUUCCUCCUUGUGGAGCUUUCAGUUGGAGAAUGUGAGCGCUGGAUCCCUCCGGGGCUGUGCCACUGCCUGGGGGGGUGCACACCCUGAGCACACAGCCUCUGUCUCUCCUGAGCAGCGUCAGCCUGAGCUUUGGCUUUGGGCAAACGUGUGGUCAGGGACGAGCCGGCUGGAGUCACCCCCUGCCCACGCAGCGCUGAUCCUGUCCCCCCACGCUUGCCUGCUGAGCAGGGCCGCCUGCCCUGCCCGCUCCCAGCCUUUGUGCUCACUCCGGAUCUGGGCUCCUGCUGUGGAAUAAACAGAUGGUGUAUCUUAAACAUUAAAACAUUAAAAUUAUUUUUUUAAGUGCUGUUCUGAUC